Messenger RNA from Anoplopoma fimbria (sablefish), 1645 nucleotides. RefSeq names its product eva-1 homolog Ba (C. elegans) (gene eva1ba). NCBI's taxonomy places the organism in Eukaryota, Metazoa, Chordata, Actinopteri, Perciformes, Anoplopomatidae. The transcript has 4 exons. Bases 445 to 936 code for a protein of 163 amino acids. The record is from RefSeq and is a predicted model, not a curated record.
ACUCUGUACACACACGCUCAGGCAGACACACACACACAUACACACACACACACACACACACACACACACACACACACACACACACACACACGAGCUCUUUAGGACUUGAACACAGCAGCAACAGGGAAUCCACUGAUACAGUCAGGACUGCUUGUAAUGCUGUGUUUCUUUCUAAAUUUGGAGGGAAAGAAGGAUUUUCCCAUAGCUUUCUGUGUGGACUGAACCGUUUCAGAGGGACGUUUUUUUGUCAUCACAGACCGGGUGGCCAAAUGAACGGUUUAGACUGAGGACCAAAGAUCACAAGCCCUGAUCCAACAGCGAGGGAGAGAAAGACGCGUGAUCGUUUUGAAUUCAUUCUCCAACUUAUUUUACACCAUGAGCUGGGCCUGAGGACGUGCUUUAACGUUUCAUUUUGUGGUGAGAAGAAAUCAAAUCAAAGUCACCAUGGAUGUAAAGAAAAAAGAAAUGGACCUCCUGAGCAACAGCAUAGCUGCAUAUGCUCACAUCAAAGCAAACCCAGAGAGCUUCGGCCUUUACUUUGUGCUCGGAGUGUGUUUCGGCCUGGUGCUGACGCUCUGCCUCCUGGUCAUCCGCAUCUCCUGCAAGCCGCGGACCAACGUCGCCCCCGCCACGCCUGAGAAGAAACACCUAAAGGACAUCAGCGAGGAGGACGAGGAGAGUGAGGACGAUGAGGAUGAAGAUGGGGACGAUGUGGAGGCACCUAUGCCUUUGCCCAGCACAGAGAUCCCUGUUGGUAAUCACACCAGCCAAUUAAACGGGACACUGAGUGUGAACGUAUUUACGUCAGCUGAGGAGCUGGAGCGGGCACAGCGACUGGAGGAGAGGGAACGAAUCAUACGUGAGAUCUGGAGGAAUGGCCAGCCUGAUAUCCUUGGGUCGGGAACAGGGACUAUCGGAAGAGUGCAUUACUACUAAGAUACACGAGGCUUCAAGGGAAAACACUGUGAGCUCUGUGAAGGACAGAUGCAGACCUUUGGGUGGGCCAGAUGUCCCCGAAGCCUGUGAGACUUGUGUUAGAUGCAAUGCAACAUCAUGGAAACAGGACAACAGUGAUGUGACACUUUGAUAUGCCAAUACUCAGCUCUGACCGAGCUGAACGAUGUGAUAUUGCACUUCCCAUGAAGCUAUGUUAUUUUCAACUGACUACAUGAAAUAUAAACCAAGAGGUGUCUUAAAGAAUGAUUGAUCCAUGUGGAAAAGAUGCAGUAUGAAUGUGGGAGCUGACACUUGAAGUAAUCAGUCUGUUUAAAUGUAUGGCGCUUAUUGACAAAAAAUGCACACAGCUAGGUUUAUGUUUGUUAGAAGUGGAAAAUGAAAGCAUAUAUUAGGACAAUGUAUGUACUGUAUGUUGCAAUGAAGAUUUUUGUUUGUUUGCAGUGAGGACAAUUCUCCUCUAGACUGGUUAAUUUGUGGGGGAAAGAAAACACUCUCAGCAGUAAGGAGUAAGGAAAGGAAGGAAAUAACAUUGUUUGAACAAACAUAUAUCAAUCAAUGUGGGGGGUCCGAUUACGCAAUAUGAUGUAAAGACAGUUCAAAUUUAGGAGUACAUUAAAUCCAUGUCUGUGUUUUCAGGGAUAAUUCCACCAAAGGAAAUGACAGAAUUAAAGUAUUACGCUUAAAUCAG